CCGUGGAACCCAGCGGUUUCGGAUCCUUACCAAUUUCAUCAGUAGAUUUCCCCGCUGACGAGUUCCCAUCACUGUUCUUUCCGAACACAAACCAGGGGCAUAGUUUCUCCGUCGCUGCCCUGGAAAACCCACCAUCGACUGGGGAACGAUUCUUCACUUGAAUCAACAUCAUCAACACUUCCUGCUCCUCUUGUUCACCCCUCGUUGUCUCCCCACCGACUGGCUUGCUGGUGGAUCUCUUCUUAAACAUCGGGAUCAACAAAUCGGCUCCAUACUGGUUACGGGGGAAAAUACCUGCAGCUUGACGCCCCAGCAAAAACCAAAGCGUGUCCUCAUUCGGCUCAAGCUGCAACUGCACAAAGUGGGUGAACCCCAUGUACCAACCAUCCCACUUCGAGCACCACUUGUUGAAUUCUGGUCUCAAAUUCUCCUUGCUGAUCAUCCGCUUGAGAUAUAUCGGCAGCUUUUUCUUGCCUUGUAGCACCUUCAAGAAUUGCUGCACCGGUACAAAUUGCCCGAUCGUGUGGCACCACUGGGAAAAGUCUUUGUCCCCCAUCAUACACGUGUCCAUCGCCAGAAGCAGCAAAAUCCGAGCAACCAUCUCGCCAAUUUCGCCAACUCCACCGGUGUCCAAUGCUUCAUCCAAAAGGAGGUUCUUGAGUUGCGGCAGGAUAUACUUUGCCAAACCAUGUUUCAGUUCAUACCACACUUUCAUCGCUCCUAAGGCGAGCACUGGGUCCGAAGCGUAGCUGGUGACGUAACCCUCUCGUUUGAAAUUCACAUACGCGAGAAUCGCCAUGAAGUCGGCAGUCGCCCGAGAUGCCAGAGCCGACGUUGAAUGCGGGCGCACGCCCAGACGGCAAAGCAUGGAGGCGACACCAAGCAUGGUAUCCUUGUUGUACGCAUUUUGCGAAGGUAGCAGCUUGUUCGCCGCAAGAUUGAUCACAUCUUCUCUAUCCGCAGGAUUGGGGCAAGUGCUGUACCACAUCGGACGCCCCAUGCGGCACAACGCGUGCCAAGCUUGACUCGCAUCCCCGGUAACGAUUCUCUUGUACAUAGCUAUCUUAGCACGUUCUUGCUGUUUCUUCUUCUCUUCGUCUUUUUCAGCUCCCACCGCAACCUGAGUUUCGUCUUCCAUUUCUUCAUCUUCUGCUCCCGCAUCUAGUAUUUCCUCUUUCAUUUCUUCAUCUACAUCUUGGAUGUCCUCUUUCAUUUCUUCAUCUUCGCCGGCUUGUUUUUCUUCACAGUAUUGAUCCCAGUGUGCGUCCAUUGUCUCAGCUAACACCACUGGCGCAAACGAUGCCAACUCUCCAUCGAAAAGCCGAGAUGAUGGGUCCAACAACAGCGGAGGCGCCAGGUCCGAGAUCCUGGAGUUCGUAUCAAUCAGCACGCCGAAAAUGCAUCCACGAUGGCCGAUAUCUUUGUUCACGGAUCUGAGAGCAUUUCGCAACAUUCGGAAGUCAUUCUUCUUGUCUGGCUUCUCAGUCAGCAGGCUUCUCGCUUCAUCGAUCACCAGAACCACGAUUCUGCCAUUUGGAUUCUUCUCGGUGGAGGUAUCCCCCUCCAGCGUAUCUGUUUCAUCCGAAAGUUUCGCCUUUACAGAGGUGUCCGCUGCCUUUUCGGUAAACAGCUUCAGCCAUUCCUUCUGAACGUCCGCCCAAUGCUUGUUCGCGUAGACGUAAAUUGUCUUCAAUCGACUGGCGAUGUCUUCCACUUCGGAGCCUUCUUGAAACAGCCAACCACGAAGCUCGCUCGUAGCCUUGGGAAACCCCGUCGACUCGUGCACACGAGCACACAUGUACAGGACUUUCAUGUUCAAGGCGCUCUUUUGAGCCUCAAUCGCGAGUUCACGCACCAUCCGACUCUUGCCGAAGCCAGAACUCUGCACGACCGCCACACAUGGCGCCUUGUACUUUGUGGGGGUGUAGGCCUUCCAGCAGUCCCGCAGAUACUGUGCGAGGUCGAGGUGGGCUUCGCCGAGGUACCGGCCCUUGGUGAACGCCUCCGCGAUUCGCUUCAUUUCAUUUUCAUCCAACUUGGGCGUGCCGGAGCGGGCUUCAGGGACAAACUUUGCCAGGAGGUCUUUCACCGUCUUGGCCGCAAUAGUUUGUGCAAGAGGUGGAGACACGCGUGUAUGCCCGUAUGCUUCUCUGAUCUCCACCCAUAUCAAUCCAUGUAUCCGGUUCUGGGAGGCCUCGAGUUGGAGUGUGGCUUUGUUGGGAUAGUCGACCAGCAUCCACGCAACGAAAAGAUUUUUCUUCGGCGAUGCGUCUGCUCCAAGCUUCCCGCUCAUCUGAGCAAAGACACUGUCGUCCACGAACGCGGCCAAAGCCUGGGGAUCCAACUGGCUGGACAUGUCCAUCUGCAGCAGCACAGCAGUACACAGUCAGCAAUGCGGCAGUAGUAUCAUGACGACGUUGGCAAGGGCGCGGGCAUGCCUGCUAGUCCCGGUGGGCGGUGACAAGGCUUGGAGGGGAAAUGUGGAAAUGGCCGGUUGUCAGUUUUGUACCAGAACAUAUGGAGACACGCACUAUCUUGAAUUUGUAUAGAAGAGUGGUGUUUGACAGUGUGGAGAGGUCUAUACUCCCGGGCGGCGUGCCCGUGUCGUCCAGCUCCAAGCUCGAGAACAUCCGCGCCGGCAAGAAGAUCGUCACGCGCGAAGGACGCAUGGAGCCCGUGCCGCCGCGCGCGCUCGAGACGAGCGAGAUCCCGGGCAUCGUGGCGGACUACCGCACGGCCGCGGAGAACGCCCUCAAAGCGGGCUUCGACGGCGUCGAGCUGCACGCCGCCAACGGCUACUUGCUGGAGCAGUUCCUGCACGACGGCAUCAACGACCGCGCCGACCAGUACGGCGGCAGCGUCGAGAACCGCGCGCGCUUCCUGUUCGAGGCACUGGAGGCCAUCCUCGAGAGUCUGGACUCGUCCAAGGUGGGCAUCCGACUGUCCCCGUUCGGCGGCAGCUUCGGCAACAAGGACUCGGACCCCGUCGCCACCUACACGUACGUGCUGAACAGGCUCAACAACUACGACCUGGCCUACGCGCACCUGAUCGAGCCGCGUGGCUACCACGUGCGUGACCCGCUGGCACCCGAGAAGGGCUCGGCGCGGCAGUUCCGCGAGACGUACAAGGGCGUGCUCCUCGCCGCGUCGGGCUUCGACCGGCAGUCGGCCGUGCAGAUCGUGGAGGAGGGCGCGGCCGACGCCGUGGCCAUCGGCCGCCACUUCAUCUCGAACCCGGACCUGGUGCGGCGCUUUCAACUCAACAAGCCCGUGAACGACUACGACACGGACACGUUCUACCUCGGCGACGCGCGCGGGUACAUGGACUAUAAUACCCGUUCCUGCAGGACGAGUAGGUAG
This is a messenger RNA of Phytophthora sojae, 3360 nucleotides long. RefSeq lists its product as hypothetical. Bases 2518 to 3360 code for a protein of 280 amino acids. Gene Ontology annotation, molecular function: FMN binding; oxidoreductase activity. The record is from RefSeq and is a predicted model, not a curated record. The transcript is spliced from 7 exons. Lineage: Eukaryota; Oomycota; Peronosporomycetes; Peronosporales; Peronosporaceae.